AUGUAUAAUCAUAGUUUAGAACAUCAGAGUGGGAACCGCCCUAGUCCACUCCCUAGCGCGUUCAAGAACUCGCCCGCAAACUCUAACGGCGUCCUCUCGACCCCUCUGCGCUUUCUGAAGCGCCCUUUCCCGCCACCGUCGCCGGCAAAGCACAUAAGGUCCUUGCUCGCGAGGCGACACGGCCCGGUCAGGCCCAGCGAGGCCACCAUACCGGAAGGGACCGAGUGUGAGUCGAUUAUUGGGCUGGACAAGAAUUUUGGGUUCUGUAGGAAUUUUGUUGGGCAUUUUGAAAUGGGGGAAGAAGUGGGCCGGGGGCAUUUCGGGUACACUUGCUCGGCGAAAGGGAAGAAGGGGAGCUUGAGAGGGAAGGAUGUGGCUGUUAAGGAUAUCCCUAAAUCAAAGUUAACAACAGCAAUCUCCAUAGAGGAUGUUAGACGAGAAGUGAAGAUACUUCGUGCACUUACCGGACACAGAAACUUGUACAAUUCUAUGAUGCUUGUGAGGAUGAAGAUAAUGUUUAUACAGUUAUGGAGUUAUGCAAAGGAGGAGAACUACUGGAUCGGAUACUCUCCAAAAGAAGAUGCCAGGCUUAUUAUGGUGCAAAUUUUAAGUGUUGUUGCAUAUUGCCACCUCCAAGGUGUAGUUCACCGUGACCUGAAACCUGAGAAUUUUCUCUUUACUUCGAAAGACGAGCAUUCCCAAUUGAAGGCCAUCGACUUUGGACUGUCUGAUUAUGUGAAGCCAGAUGAAAGGCUGAACGAUAUUGUGGGAAGUGCUUAUUAUGUGGCACCUGAAGUUCUUCACAGGUCUUACGGGACAGAGGCCGACAUGUGGAGUAUUGGUGUAAUUGCUUACAUAUUACUUUGUGGGAGCAGACCAUUUUGGUCGAGAACAGAAUCUGGAAUCUUCCGGGAUGUUCUAAAGGCCGAACCAAGCUUUGAUGAAGCCCCUUGGCCAUCUUUGUCUUUAGAUGCUAUAGAUUUUGUGAAGAGAUUGUUGAACAAGGAUUACCGUAAAAGGCUAACUGCAGCACAAGCUCUAUGUCAUCCAUGGCUGGCUGGUCAUCACGACGUGAAGAUUUGUUUGGACAUGUUAAUGUGUAAGCUUGUGAAAGCUUAUGUUUGCUCGACAUCACUUAGGAAAGCUGCUUUAGGGGCUCUUGCGAAAACAUUGACGAUUCCACAAUUAGCAUAUAUUCGAGAACAAUUCACAUUAUUGAUCACAAUUCACAAGUAA
Molecule: messenger RNA, 1236 nt
Organism: Striga hermonthica
Lineage: Eukaryota; Viridiplantae; Streptophyta; Magnoliopsida; Lamiales; Orobanchaceae
Source: the annotation of a GenBank genome assembly